AUGCCGCGUCGUCCAGCUCCCUCUCCUCUUCGUCUAGUCCAGGGUCCCCUCCCUCUUCGAGGAAAGCCCAAGCACACACUCCCUUCUUUACCUCGUCCAGUGUUUCACCCACCGGCGCGCCUCUCUCAAGGACCCGUUCCUCGAGAGCGCACUCAUGCCCUCACUUCACCACCUGACGAUGCUGAGAACCAUUUAUCACGACUUGAUGUAACGCCCCUCGCACUUCUCUCGCUGGAGGGAGCAAUGUCCCCAACCUCAUCAAUUGGUGGGCAUAGCGACGGGAUGAGGUCUCGGACCAGUUUAGAGAGUUCCCGGUCAAGUGGCGAGCGUUCGCGUUCAUCUUCACCACCACCAGAGAGGGAGAUUCGGAUACAAGGGCCUUGGGUCAAACACGCACGUUCAUUUUCGCUUCCGAUCGAUAUCAACACAAUUGUGGUCCCACCACAACCGGUCGCGAUCAAUCCUUUACCGGUGUGGUGA
Messenger RNA from Fibroporia radiculosa, 480 nucleotides. RefSeq lists its product as uncharacterized. The transcript has a single exon. Bases 1 to 480 code for a protein of 159 amino acids. NCBI's taxonomy places the organism in Eukaryota, Fungi, Basidiomycota, Agaricomycetes, Polyporales, Fibroporiaceae. The record is from RefSeq and is a predicted model, not a curated record.